AUGUACACUAGGAGUCAAAUUUCUGAGAAUCGAACCUCAAACACUGAUUUCAUACUAGUAGGAUUGUUUGGUGAAACCCAGAAUGCAACCCUGUUCUAUGCUGUGACCUUCAUCUUCUUCUUGAUGGCCCUUACUGGGAAUGCUUUCCUCAUCAUCUUAAUCCACACAGAAGCACGUCUACAUACCCCCAUGUAUUUCCUCAUCAGUCAGCUGGCCCUCAUGGACCUCAUGUAUAUAUCUGUGACAGUGCCCAAGAUGCUUGUGGGACAGGUCACAGGAGAUCAUACAAUUUCCUCCUCUGGCUGUGGAGUCCAGAUGUUCUUCUACCUAACCCUUGCUGGGGCUGAAUUUUUUCUGCUGGCUGCCAUGGCUUAUGACCGAUAUGCUGCCAUUUGCAGACCCCUCCAUUACCCACUGCUUAUGAACCAGAGGGUUUGUGAAUGUCUGGCGUCAGGAUGUUGGUUCUUAGGAACAGUUGAUGGUUUUUUGCUCACUCCCAUUAAUGAGCUUCCCUUUUGUCAGUCCAGGAAAAUCCUGAGUUUCUUCUGUGAGGCGCCUGCCCUGCUGAAGCUUUCCUGCUCUGACAUCUCCCUCUACAAGAUGUUUAUGUACUUGUGCUGUGUUCUCAUGCUCCUUAUCCCCAUUGUGGUGAUCUCAAUCUCAUACGCCCUCAUCCUGCACCUCAUCCACAAAAUGAAUUCCUCUGAAGGUCGCAGGAAGGCAUUUGCCACCUGUUCCUCCCACAUGAUUGUAGUGCUGCUCUUCUUUGGCGCUGCCAUCUACACCUACAUGCUCCCCAGUUCCUACCACACAGCCGAAAAGGACAUGAUGGUAUCAGCCUUUUACACCAUCAUAACUCCUGUGCUCAACCCCCUCAUUUACAGUCUUCGCAACAAAGAUGUCACAGGGGCUGUGAGGAACAUGAUGAGAUCAGGGAUAAGGCUAAGAAAUGCUGUAAGUGCAAAAGCCUGGGAAUGA
Molecule: messenger RNA, 978 nt
Organism: Erinaceus europaeus (western European hedgehog)
Lineage: Eukaryota; Metazoa; Chordata; Mammalia; Eulipotyphla; Erinaceidae
Product: olfactory receptor 2T3
Biological process (GO): G protein-coupled receptor signaling pathway
Cellular component (GO): membrane
Molecular function (GO): G protein-coupled receptor activity; olfactory receptor activity
Source: RefSeq, a predicted model, not a curated record